UUGGACUGAAGACACUUGGUAGAGGCCCAAAAGUUUUGGUUUUUGCAGAAUUACCCUCAGCUUUUAGCGGAUUUUGAACGCGCGCCUCUUCUUCCUCUUUCGGAUUUCCAAGCUCAGCCAUAGCGAUGGCGGGUACUCGUGCUCAACAUGCUGCUCCUUUUGCUUUCCUUCUUCUUCUGUUAUGUCUUUGGGCUUCUGCGGUUCUGGUAUUGGCUGAUGAACAUUCUUUAUGUCUUAACCAGAAUUCGACACUGCAGCUAUCACGUGGCUUUCCUGUGGGGAAAUCUCCUGGUUCUAAGCCUGGUGUUACUGUGGUUGUCGAAAGAGUUAGGAUACGCGGACUGUCGAGGUUUAGAAACCUGAGUAAAUUCGCGCACUCCAUGAAAGUGAAGGUGUUGCCUGCAGAUCCAAAUGUUCGCAUUCCAAACAUAGAGAUCUGUUUCCAUAGGAAUGCAUCUCUUGCUGUAGGAAUGUGCUCACAAGGCCAGUGGGAAAAAGUUACCAAGGGUUCUUGGGUUCGAUCAAUGUCUCCUUUUGACCACAAGCUCUUAGAUAUAAGGACUGCUGGCUCAACACUGGAAAAUUUUGAGGUGUCUGUCGAAGAAGAAUUUUUUGCAUAUCGUGUUGUGUUGUUAAUAUUGGGUAUUACUCUAAUGAGCUUGGCAUCCUUCUUAAGCAAAUCGUUAGCAUUUUAUUAUAGCAGCGCAAUGGCAGUUGGGGUCAUUCUUGUGAUACUUAUGAUUCUUUACCAGGGAAUGAAACUGCUUCCAACUGGUCGGAAGAGUUCUCUUGGUAUAUUUAUAUAUUCAUCUGCUAUUGGUUUUGGGACCUUCCUCCUCCGCUAUGUGCCAGGCUUAAUUCGUGCAGUGCUUACAGAGUUAGGAAUUGAUGAAGACAUGUAUAAUCCUUUGGCAAUAUUUUUGCUUGCCUUUGUCACGAUACUUGGAGCCUGGUUGGGGUUCUGGGUGGUCCGCAAACUUGUCCUGACUGAAGAUGGAUCUGUGGACAUAAGCACUGCUCAAUUUGUUGUAUGGGCCAUUCGCAUUUUGGCUGCUGUUAUGAUCCUUCAGAGUUCAAUGGAUCCUCUGUUGGGAGCAUUGGCCUUAUUAUGUGGAUCACUGGUCAACGUGAUGAAGAGGGCGCUUAGAUCUAGAUUCCUUCGUCGCAUGCGCAGGAGUAUGUUCAAAUCACCUAAAAAGAACAGGAGGAGAUCCCAGGAUCCUGAUUCAUCACCUUUUGAUAAUUCAAAUGAUGGACAUGCGUACAAUAUGCAAAGCAAAGAGGAUUCUACAUUUCUUCAGCGUCCACUAAAAAGUUUCACCCUGUCACCUUGUAAAUCUUCUGAACGAGUUUUCACUAGAACACCACCGAAGAAGCUAACAGAGGAUUUAUUCCCAUCCAUCAUACACAACACACCUGAGAGAAGAAAAUAUUCAGCAGCAGAAUGGGAUGCGUUCACUAAGGAGUCCACUGAAAAAGCCUUAGAAGAACUUGUUUCAUCUCCUGAUUUCAGUAAAUGGCUGUCCACUAAUGCAGAUAGGAUAACUGUAACGCCCAACUCCAGAAAUGAUGAGCAGCGUACGUGGCAGUUUUGGUCUUGAACUCCCUCAGUAUGGACUCUUCACAAACUCAUGGUAGCUUGAAGUAGGUGAGAUAACCUAAGGUACGUGAUUGUCAGAUGUAAUUGGUGAUUCCACUAUACAGAAGCGAAAACAGAAGGGCAAUGUUGUAGAUUAGAUAUUAGAGGAAUUUAAAUGGUGUGAAAUUUGUAUGACAAUUAAUUUUCUAGGCUGUAGAUAUUUGUGCCCAGUAGUAGUUUCAUUUGUAUGAUCCAUCAGUUCAUUAUACUGUUGUUACUA
Arachis duranensis is the source of this 1859-nucleotide messenger RNA. RefSeq lists its product as uncharacterized. NCBI's taxonomy places the organism in Eukaryota, Viridiplantae, Streptophyta, Magnoliopsida, Fabales, Fabaceae. The record is from RefSeq and is a predicted model, not a curated record. Bases 126 to 1601 code for a protein of 491 amino acids. The transcript is spliced from 10 exons.